This is a messenger RNA of Boeremia exigua, 1530 nucleotides long. Its product is annotated as GTP cyclohydrolase I. Gene Ontology annotation, molecular function: zinc ion binding; GTP binding; GTP cyclohydrolase I activity. Lineage: Eukaryota; Fungi; Ascomycota; Dothideomycetes; Pleosporales; Didymellaceae. The record is from RefSeq and is a predicted model, not a curated record. The transcript is spliced from 2 exons. Gene Ontology annotation, biological process: tetrahydrofolate biosynthetic process; tetrahydrobiopterin biosynthetic process. The coding region runs from base 242 to 1228 and encodes 328 amino acids. Gene Ontology annotation, cellular component: cytoplasm.
GAACCAGCGUCAUCGGCCGACUAACGCGCUUUCGGUCGGAGAAAGUUAUUCGAAUAUGGCUCACGGGUCCCGCGCUCGUCGCCAUGUCUCCGACCCAGCAUGCGCCAGAGCUGACUCUGCUAACCAGGCACCCGUGCUGCUCUCUCUUCAUAAGCACGCCAUCAUACCGUGAAAGACCUAGUCGACCCCCAUAGCCCUUUCCCCUCCAGAAUCUUUCGCGCAAAAUUUCCCCGCAGCAACAAUGGACGACCAAACCAAGCCUACCGCCAUUCCCGCGCACGUCAAUGGGAGCUCGCAACCGCACAACAGCUCGCCUCUGCGGCAGUCGGUCAAGUCGCGCGAUCAGAAAGAGCGCGAGAGCCUCCACCACGCCAUCCAACUGUCAGAGCGCGGCCGCCAGAUAGUGAACUUCGACGGCCCUAGCGGCUACUUCCCGGAUGGCGUCAAAAGCGCCAUUGCCGACGCCGACCGCGCCAGUGCGCACGGCAAACACAUCACAGAGAACGGUGAAGCAGACACAGAACGCCGCUACGAGGCGCCGACACCAUUGGCGACCAGCCGCGCCGCCAGCCCCUACACACAGCACCCCACAAUCGACUUCGAUGGGCUUAGUUGGCCCAGCAAAGGCACACGGAGCAGGAAGGAGGCCACCGAGGAGGAGAAGGCAGAAAACCUCAAGAAGCUGUCUGGUGCCGUGAGGACGAUGCUGGAGUGUCUCGGCGAGGAUCCCGACCGCGAGGGUCUGCUCGACACACCAGAGCGCUAUGCGAAGGCCAUGCUGUACUUCACCAAGGGCUACGAGGAGAACCUGCGCGACAUUGUCAACAAUGCCGUCUUCCACGAGGACCACGACGAGCUGGUCAUUGUGAAGGACAUUGAGAUCUUCUCGCUGUGCGAACACCACCUCGUCCCCUUCACCGGAAAGAUGCACAUCGGGUACAUCCCCAACCGCCGCGUAAUCGGUCUUUCGAAGCUCGCCCGCAUCGCCGAGAUGUUCGCGCGCCGCCUGCAAGUCCAAGAGCGCCUGACCAAGCAAGUCGCGCUCGCGCUCUCCGAGAUGCUGCAGCCCCAAGGCGUCGCCGUCGUCGUCGAAUCUAGCCACUUCUGCAUGGUCAUGCGCGGCGUGCAGAAGACCGGCGCCACUACAACCACCAGCUGCAUGCUGGGCGCCAUGCGCUCGGCGGCCAAGACCCGCGAGGAGUUCCUCAGCCUCAUCAAUAGGAAGUAGGGGUCCUUCCCUCCACGGUCGCUACUGCGGCGCUUGAUAUGUGUAUGAGAUGUACCACGAUUGGCAUGGGACGGCGUUCAGGCGCGGAGUUCAUCACUCUGCAGGAAGUUGUUUGGGGAAAAGGGGCGGUCGCGUAUUGCGUUGCGUUGCGUUGCGUUGCUGGAGUUGGUUGCAUGUGGCCUUUCAACAGCGCCGGGCCUUCAACAGGCGCUACACCCAUUACUGUUUAUAUUUCGCGUGGUCAAGACAUUGUCCUCACCGACACUACAUACCAAUAGUAUUGCUCAACAGCAACGUUGAAU